Molecule: messenger RNA, 4758 nt
Organism: Dipodomys spectabilis (banner-tailed kangaroo rat)
Lineage: Eukaryota; Metazoa; Chordata; Mammalia; Rodentia; Heteromyidae
Gene: Sh3kbp1
Product: SH3 domain containing kinase binding protein 1
Exons: 18
Coding region: 317-2311 (664 amino acids)
Molecular function (GO): protein binding
Source: RefSeq, a predicted model, not a curated record
UUUUUUUUUUUUCGUAAUUUCCACUCACGGAGAGCAGGAAACCCGGUGCAGCCGGGCGCAGCGGGCCGCGAUGCAGCAGCAGCAGCAGGAGUCGCCCCAGGGCAGCAGCGGUAGCAGCAGCAGCAGCAGCAGCGGCAGCAGCAGCGGGCGGCGCUGAACCCCCACCGCCGCCACUGAGGAAGAAGCCCGCCCAGGCGCCGCCGCGUUCUGACGCCCGCACCCGGAUCCCCGCGCCCCUCAUCCCGGCGCCCAGAACCUCACGCCCACCUCCGCCAACUUUCAAGCUGCCUCGGCGGCCCGACCCGGCUCGGCGCCAAUGGUGGAGGCUAUAGUGGAGUUUGAUUACCAGGCCCAGCACGAUGAUGAGCUGACAAUCAGCGUGGGUGAGGUCAUCACCAACAUCAGGAAAGAGGAUGGAGGCUGGUGGGAGGGACAGAUCAACGGCAGGAGAGGUUUGUUCCCUGACAACUUUGUAAGAGAAAUAAAGAAAGAUGUGAAGAAAGACCUUCUCACCAGCAAAGCUCCGGAAAAGCCCAUGCACGAUGUGUCCAGUGGAAAUCCUUUGCUGUCUUCUGAAACAGUUCUAAGAACCAACAAGCGAGGUGAACGACGGAGGCGCCGAUGCCAGGUGGCAUUCAGCUACCUGCCCCAGAAUGAUGAUGAGCUUGAGCUGAAAGUCGGGGACAUCAUAGAGGUGGUAGGAGAGGUAGAGGAAGGAUGGUGGGAAGGUGUUCUCAAUGGAAAGACUGGAAUGUUUCCUUCCAACUUCAUCAAGGAGCUGUCAGGGGAGUCGGAUGAGCUUGGCAUUUCCCAGGAUGAGCAGCUUUCCAAGUCAAGCUUAAGGGAAACUACUGGCUCCGAGAGUGAUGGAGGUGACUCGAGCAGUACCAAGUCCGAAGGUGCCAAUGGCUCCAUGGCAACUGCAGCCAUCCAGCCCAAGAAAGUUAAGGGAGUGGGCUUUGGAGAUAUUUUUAAAGACAAGCCCAUCAAACUGAGACCAAGAUCAAUUGAAGUAGAAAAUGACUUUCUGCCAAUGGAAAAGACUAUUGGGAAGAAGUUACCUCCACCUGUGGCAACUCUAGACCCAUCAAAAACGGAGAUGGAUAGCAAGACUAAGACCAAGGAUUACUGCAAAGUAAUAUUUCCAUAUGAGGCACAGAAUGAUGAUGAAUUGACAAUCAAAGAAGGAGAUAUAUUGACGCUCAUCAAUAAGGACUGCAUUGAUGCAGGCUGGUGGGAAGGAGAGCUCAAUGGUAGAAGAGGAGUGUUUCCUGAUAACUUCGUGAAGUUGCUUCCACCGGACUUUGACAAGGAAGGGAGUAGGCCCAAGAAACCACCUCCUCCAUCCGCUCCUAUCAUGAAACAAGGGGCAGGUACCACGGAGAGAAAACAUGAAAUGAAGAAGAUACCUCCUGAAAGACCAGAAACCCUUCCAAACAGAACAGAAGAGAAAGAAAGACCAGAGAGAGAGCCAAAACUGGAUUUGCAGAAGCCCUCGGUUCCUGCCAUCCCACCAAAAAAACCUCGACCACCUAAGAGCAAUUCUCUUAGCAGACCUAGUGCGCUGCCUCCGAAAAGGCCGGAGCGACCAGUGGGUCCGCUGACCCACACCAGGGGUGACGGUCCCAAGAUUGACUUGGUGGGAAGUUCUCUAUCUGGAAUUCUGGACAAGGAUCUCUCUGACCGCGGCAAUGACAUUGACCUAGAAGGUUUUGACUCUGUGGUGUCAUCUACUGAGAAACUGAGUCACCCCACCACAAGCCGACCAAAAGCUACCGGAAGACGCCCUCCAUCCCAGUCGCUCACCUCUUCUUCCCUUUCAAGCCCUGAUAUCUUUGACUCCCCAAGUCCCGAAGAAGAUAAGGAGGAACACAUUUCGCUUUCGCACAGAGGAGUAGACGUGUCAAAGAAGACUGCAAAGACUGUUACCAUAUCCCAAGUGUCUGACAACAAGGCAUCGCUGCCACCCAAGCCAGGGAGCAUGGCAGCAGGCAGCGGCCCUGCCUCUCUCACUUCGCUGGCUUCGGUCCCUCUGUCAUCUUCUUUGGGAGCACCUGGACACCGAGCCAAUUCCCCAUCUCUGUUCAGCAUGGAAGGAAAACCAAAGAUGGAGCCGAUAGCCAGUGGCCAGGCGGCUGUGGAGGAGCUUCGGACACAGGUCCGUGAGCUGAGGACCAUCAUCGAGACCAUGAAGGACCAGCAGAAACGGGAGAUUAAGCAGCUGCUGUCUGAGUUGGACGAAGAGAAGAAAAUCCGCCUUCGUUUGCAGAUGGAAGUGAAUGAAAUAAAGAAAGCUCUUCAAUCAAAGUGAACACUUGAUAAAUGAGAUUUUGCAUUUUUUCAUCAUGAGUCCAAGACUCAAAUUUUCUGCCCCAGCCAAAAUAAAUCCUGUGCCAAAAGGUUACAGAUUUGCCACAUGUCCCUGUUUAAAAGAUUAGCACAAAAAGUCUUGAUAGCACAACACAAAUUCCAUCCAAGAGGAGAAUCUUUCCCCAUGGUUUCGGCCUGGGUCUGGCACUGGUUGUGACUUAGAGUAAAUUGUGCUAAAGGCUUUUCUACCUUGAGAUCUCAUAUGAAACGAAAACUCAGGCAGUUUAGUCCAUAGUGGUACUAUUUUGAUGAUAUUUUCCAUUAAUAAAAUGUAAUUUCAGAUUAUUCUUUACAAGCUUUAUAAUUUUAUGAUUUUUUUAACCGUGUUUUGUCACAGAAGCCCCUAGCGUUUGUAUUACACCUAGUCAGAAGCGAGAGUCUUAGUCUUCUGCUUCAGGCAGAAAGCUGCCUGGCUUUGUGUUCCCUUUAGGAUUCUAUUACAUAUGCAAUUUUAGGUCCAACCCUCCCUUCCCCUGCCAACAGACCACCACUCUAAGAGAAAUUUUAGCUUAUAUAUGAUGGUAUAUUUACAAAAGAGAGAGAGAGAGAGACAGAGAGAGAGAGAGAGAGAGAAAGAGACAGAGAGAAAGAGAGAGAGAAAUCUGGUAUUUGCAAUGAUCUGUGCCUUCUUUUUACCACCCUCUUGAUUGGAGUUUUUGUGAUGCAGCUACCAUGAUUCAACAAAUAAAGAAAGAAAUGGAAAAUCUACCACUUAUCCAAGUCCACUAGAGGCCACUGUCUUCACAGUUUCUCUCACGCUAGCCAAAGGUCCUAAGAGGAGACAACGGAGAGGUCAGGCGUGUACUCCGUGGUACCACCAUUGACUUUUCAGUUUCUCCUACUUGUAGGUUGUUCAUGAAAUGAAAAAUGUCAUCCCUGCUUGGUUUUAUUUUUCAUCCGCCAAGUUAAGUUCCUGCUUCCUGUCCUCUUGCGCGCCUUUUUCGCGAACAGCAUCUGCAUUAUUAAAGCAAAGCUAAAUAAAAGUUCAAAUGCAAAUGAAAACUGGGGGGGGGGGGGAGUUGUAUUAUUUCCUGCACUGGGUAAUCCUUGUGUAUUAUUGUUUAAAGUGUAUUCACACAAUGUCAUUUUGCCUUGCUCAUUGCAAUCUCUUCCUCGGUCCACGUGAAUGGGACGAGGGUCUUGUUGAAGUGCAGCCAAUGGAUCUUCCUUGCAUUCAUGGAAUUGCUUUUUUUUUUUUCCCUUCCAGAGGGAAUUGAUGUUUGCUUGUCUGAUUUAUCUUUGUAGCACCUGAAACAGUUCAGCCUUCGAUUAUGUAACUUUUCUCAUCCUCUGCUGAAAAAUACGGGGCAUACCUUAUUGCAAGAUUGUUCAGGGGUUAGAGGUAGAGGGGCUGGUCCCUUAAAUGGCCCAACAAUGUCUGAUGUGUUUCUAAGCAGCUGCUUUGUCUAUUUCCUGCAUUUUAUAGUGAAACUACUAAAACAAUGUCAUAGAUUUGCACAACUACGAAGAAUGAGAAUCGAUAUCACUAAAGGAAUGAUGCAAAAAAAAAAAAUCACAUUAUUCAUCCUUGAAAAUAAAACAAGUGUCUCUUCCUUUCUCUUCCUCUCUCCCUCCCCCUGCCUUGCUCUUGCCUGCAUACUCCUCCCUUCUUUCCUACGAAUAUUUACAGUUAAGGGAAAGGGAGUGUGUAAGGAGCUUUGUACCCUUCGCUCCCAAGUGUUGGACGUAUGGCCUGUUCAGCAGCCUUGGCCUCAGUAUGCAUGGGGCUGGAAACACCAAGUUUCUAAGGGCAGCACAAAGCAUUCCUGUACCCCUUGAACUGUUCUCAGCAUUUCUGCAUUACACUUGAAGCCUUCAGAGAUUCCCCACCACCUAAUCUAACAAUGAAGAUUGGAUUCUUUGGUGUUUGAAUUUCUCAUUUACACAUCAAGAAAAUCCUGAAUGAUAUAGCUUUAUCAAAAGUGUAUACAGAGUAAGAUUGUUGACAAUUAAAUGGCAAGGUUGAGGUACCCUCAUGGGGCAUUGGCAACAUGAAAUGUUCUGUGGCUGAUGUCUUCUCCUCAAUAGAGGCCAUUGGCUUUCUUCAUGUAAAGAGGGGGAGGAGUUAGUGAUUGUAAAAAGAAGUUGCCAUCUAUCUCCAGCUUCCUUAUGGCUCCUUGGGCUAAGCAGCAAGAGGAUUCUGUGUCAUGGGACUGGCUGAGCUUCUGCCCCAACUGCCACCAUCUUUACUCUUGGCAAAAUGGAUUCAUCAAGGAAAGCUUGGAAGUAUCACUUUUGAAAUCAAAAAUUCUUUUGCAUUCAGCAUGGACUUUAACAGGCAUCUAUGGAAACUAUUUUUUUGCUUCAUUUUCUAAAGCUGUAUUUAGAGAAGUCUUAAGUAUUGUGCUUUGUAAAAGAAGAUGAUUAAAAUGAAAUUUUGUGAAAAUA